Paraphaeosphaeria sporulosa is the source of this 3829-nucleotide messenger RNA. Its product is annotated as 26S proteasome regulatory complex, non-ATPase subcomplex, Rpn2/Psmd1 subunit. The transcript is spliced from 5 exons. The record is from RefSeq and is a predicted model, not a curated record. Gene Ontology annotation, biological process: proteasome-mediated ubiquitin-dependent protein catabolic process; regulation of protein catabolic process. NCBI's taxonomy places the organism in Eukaryota, Fungi, Ascomycota, Dothideomycetes, Pleosporales, Didymosphaeriaceae. Gene Ontology annotation, molecular function: enzyme regulator activity. Gene Ontology annotation, cellular component: proteasome regulatory particle, base subcomplex; proteasome storage granule; proteasome complex. Bases 272 to 3646 code for a protein of 1124 amino acids.
UGGAUGACACCCACACCCACCAACAGCUUGCCAUCUUCAUUUCCCACUCUCCCUUUGACCGCGUGCCCCUUACCCCGCAGGUAUUUCCCGAGGCUUUCAACGAUCCUGCCGCUGAACUUCGGUUCCGACAGCUCGCCUGCUGGGGCGCCACUCCCAGCUCCAUCUCCAUCUCCUUCUACCGCCUUCGCCAGCUCGCACCUGCAACACCAGCAUCGCGGGCACCACUCUAUUCCUCUGAGAUAAACCCUCCAACCGCAAAGCGUCUCGCAAUAUGGUCGGCCUCACCUCAGCCGCCGGCGUUGUCGGCUUCCUUUCGGAACCAGAUCCGGCCUUGCGGUCCUUUGCCCUGCACCGGUUGAACGAGGAAAUUGACCUCCUAUGGCCGGAAGUCGCUGGCUCUGUCAGUCAAAUUGAGGAGCUCUACGAGGAUGAAUCAUUCCCCGAGCGAGAACUUGCGGCCCUCGUCGCCGCAAAGGUCUACUAUCAGCUGCAGGAAUAUAAUGAGAGUAUGGUCUUUGCGCUCGGUGCCGGGAAGCUGUUCGACAUCCACCAUGCUGGGGAGUUCGAAGAGACGAUCUUGGCCAAAUGCUUAGACACAUACAUCGCCUUGUCCGCUAUGCAUAAUCCUCCGACGCCGAUUAGCAGAGCGAACCAGGCCCCUCCCCAGCUAACGACAUCCUUCGAUCGCAACGCCACCGGAGGCGCCAGCACAUCAGCAGGCCUGACAUCUCCGAUAACGCCCUUCUCACAGUCGGCUUUGCCUUCGAAGUCGUUACUCUCUCGCGAGGAUUCGUCGACAUUCGAUCCCAGCCUUCCCGGAGGUGGCAACGCUGGCGUGGCAGGGGCCCACCCCACCCCCCUUGUUCUCCAACGAAACGUACAGAAGAAUCUCCAGGCGACCAUACGGCGAAUAUUCGAGAGCUGUUACGAGAAUGGCGAUUACAAGCAGGUGGUCGGAAUAGCCAUUGAAGCUAGGAAUCUUGAAGUCCUUCGGGAAUGCUUUCUUCAAGCGAGCCAGGAAGAGAAGAAGCAGGGCAAGAGCCCGGCUGGCUCCCCUAGCAAGAGCGAAGAACUGAUGGAAUAUGUUUUGGACAUCUGCAUGAAUGUGGUGCAGGAACGGGGACUAAGAAAUGAGAUCUUGCGCCUCAUUCUCGAUUUGCUGAACGAGAUCCCGAACCCGGACUAUUUCUCGAUUGCGAAAUGUGUCGUCUAUCUCAACCAACAUUCUUUGGCAUCGAACCUCAUUCAACAACUCGUCAAGCGCGGCGACAGCAAGUCGCUCGCUGUCGCUUACCAGAUUUCUUUCGACAUCUACGAGAAUGGCACACAAGAGUUCCUAGCAAAGGUUAUUGAGGAGUUACCAAAGGAGGAGAAAAGCGAGGAGAAGCCCUCGGCCAACGGUGACGCCUCACAGAAAGCUCAGUCCGACGAGGCAGGAGAGACCACAGGACUACUCUCGAACAUCGACACGAGCAACGUCUCUGCCAGUGUCUCACGCGCAAAGCAACCGAGCUCGACAGAUGAGGAAUUGAAAGCUUUCGCAUCUGUGCGUGAGGUGCUUCAGGGCACUAAGAGCAUUGAGCUGAAUCUGGAAUUUCUCUACCGAAACAACCACGCCGACAAGAACAUCUUAAACAAGAUCAGAGACAGCUUGGAGUCUAGAAAUUCCAUCUUCCAUACUGGCGUUACGUUUGCAAAUGCGUUCAUGAAUGCCGGUACCACGAACGACACUUUUUUCCGGGAGAACUUAGAUUGGCUGGGCAAAGCCGUCAACUGGUCCAAGUUUACCGCCACAGCUGCUUUGGGUGUAAUACACCGAGGAAACAUCACCCAAGGUCAGAAGUUGCUCGACCCGUACCUGCCCAAAGAUACCGUAUCGUCUGGUAGUCACUACGAGCAGGGUGGAUCCCUUUACGCUUUAGGUCUGAUCUACUCGAACCAUGGGACCCACGUGCUGGACUACCUUCUGAAGCAAUUCCAAAACGCAUCUGAGGAGGUUAUUCAGCACGGAGGUGCACUUGGAUUGGGUGUCGCCGGUAUGGGCACGGGCUCCGAGGAAAUUUUCGAGGCUUUCAAGGCUAUUCUAUACACCGACUCCGCCAUCAACGGAGAAGCUGUCGGUCUCUCCAUGGGUCUUGUAAUGCUCGGCACUGGUAACAUCAAGGCGCUCGAGGACAUGAUCCAGUAUGCUCACGACACUCAACACGAGAAGAUUGUUCGAGGUCUGGCCAUGGGCAUGGCUUUGAUCAUGUAUGCUCGGGAGGAAGCCGCCGAUGAGCUCAUAAAUGGUCUGCUUGACGAUCCCGACCCAACUCUACGUUAUGGAGGCAUCAUGACCAUCGCCCUUGCAUACUGUGGUACGAGCAGCAACAAAGCGGUGCGCAGGCUGUUGCAUGUUGCUGUUAGCGAUGUCAAUGAUGAUGUCCGCAGGGUGGCAGUCAUGAGCUUAGGCUUUGUGUUGUUCAGGAAACCUGGCAGCGUUCCCCGCAUGGUUGAGCUUCUGGCCGAGUCAUACAACCCCCACGUCCGUUACGGGGCGACUAUGGCUCUUGGCAUUGCUUGCGCAGGCACCGGUCUCGACGAGGCUAUCGACCUCUUGGAGCCGAUGAUGAAGGAUUCGACCGACUUUGUUCGACAAGGUGCUCUGAUCUCUCUCGCCAUGAUCAUGGUCCAGCAAAACGAGGCCAUGAACCCUAAGGUGGCAACAAUCCGCAAGACACUUACCAAGAUCAUCGGCGAUCGCCACGAGGACGCCAUGGCCAAGUUUGGUUGUGCACUUGCUCUUGGUAUCAUCGAUGCUGGUGGCCGGAAUUGCACGAUCGGCCUUCAAACACAAACUGGAAACCUGAACAUGACUGCUAUCGUAGGCAUGGCAGUCUUCACACAGUACUGGUACUGGUUUCCGUUGACCCACUUCCUAUCCCUCAGCUUCACACCCACGGCCAUCAUCGGUGUUGAUCAGGACCUUGAGAUACCGAGCUUCCAAUUCCACAGCAACACCCGACCGAGCAUGUUUGAUUACCCACCCGAGCAGGAGGUCAAGACGGAAGAAGCACCGAAGGCGAUCAAGACUGCGGUUUUGUCAACGACUGCUCAAGACAAGCGACGGAAAGCGGUGAAGGCGCGGCAACAGCGACGAGAAAGCAUGGACGUCGAUCAGUCACCCACAACACCCAAGAUUCCCGCUUCAGAUGACGACAAGAUGGACAUAGACGAGGAGAAGAAGGACGACAAAGAGAAGGAGGACACACCGGCUGCGGAGACGUUAAAGAAGAAGGCGGAGAAGGAGAAGGUUGGCUACGAUCUCGAGAACAUGUCGCGCGUAUUGCCUGGUCAGGUGAAGUACAUUAGCUUCCCUGAAGAGCGAUAUGUUCCCGUGAAGAAGCCUACUGGAGGCGUCAUACUUGUCCACGACACCAAGCCUUCAGAGCCGAAGAGCUUGCUCGAGCUUAAGGUGAAGAAGGCGGCGCCGGCUGCCGUACCCGGUGCAGCAGGCCCAUCAGGCGACGAUGCACCCGCGGGGGUACAAGCUGGUCCUGAAGCAGAAGAUGUAGACGACAACCUGGUAGAGGAAGGAGACGCAGAGGCACCGGUGCCUGGGGAGUUCGAGUACAUUUCAGACACUGGCGAAGGCGACGACGACUAGGUAUUGGUCGAGAACCAGUGAAUGUUUUGUACCAUUAUCUUUGAGCAGCUGUUCGCCUUGUAUGAGUUCAGGCACUGGGAGGCAGGAGAGUGGUGUUCUGCCCGCCCAUUUAGACUUGAUUGAGCAAUGUAUAUUAGCCAAUGCGGUCUACGUGCCAUCAUAUAUCUUCUGCUGCUUGUGACC